GAAGAUUCCAGUCAUAUAAUAUUUAUAAUAUCCAACAUAACUAACAUACAAAAAAAAAAAACAAAUCGCUUUAAUUGACCAACUACUGAUUGCUGGUGACUCAACUCUAUGCUGCUACCGCUGCUGCCGUCGCGACUACUACUACCAUUACUUCCACUUAAGGCUGUGUUUGAUUUCUGUGUAUAAAAUUUGCGUAAUUGUGUACGUGUGUGCGUGUGUGUACGCGAGUGCGAAUGUGAAUAAUUGCUGCAUAACCACCAUCCAUCCAUCCAUCCGUUUUAUGUUUGGUGACAUUGCUUUUAUUAUUGCUAGCAUAAUUUUAUGGCAAUUGCAAAAAGAAAAAGAAGAAAAAAAAAAAGGGAAAAGCCUAUAUCAUCGCCUUUUCUAAAUGUAUAAAAAAUAUAUACAGUACGGCCCGCUAAGCUCUUUCGCUGCCUUCAUCAUCGUCAUCAUAUCUUAUAAACAUUCGCUAUAGGCCUGUUACGUUAUUGUUUUUUUUACGUUCAUUCACAUAACAACGUUCGCACACACAACCAUAAAAAUUCGCCACAAUCUAUUCAUUGAUUAGCGUUUCGCUAUCAUUUUUGUUAUUAUUAUUAUUAUAUAGCGUUAGUUUUGAUCAAGAGCAUCGAGCUCUAUUUUGUACUUCAUAACCUAACACGUUUUACCACUGGUGAUUUAUUGUGUGCGAUCCUAAGUGUUUGGUUUUACUUCGACGAGCUCAAUGAGCCGAAACAUGCGAUCCCAAGAAAAUCAGGCUGCAUCGCAUAUGCGGCCUAAACACAACAAAUCCAGCUCUCUAUUAACACACGAAGAAAAUGAAGCUGUUUUCAAGAUGUUGGGCCGAAAAUGUCAGACCCUAAAUACGGCGGUAGUGCAAAUCUAUAAAACUGAAGCUUCAGCUCAUUCACAUUGGAAAAAGAAAUAUACGGGUGUUGUAUGUUUCGUUAAAGAUAGUGCUCAGCGUUCCUAUUUUUUGCGUGCUUAUUGCCUCAUCAAGCAUGAACUGAUCUGGGAACAUGAACUAUACGAUAGUAUGAAAAUUAAUAAAGCGCGACCUUAUCUGCUAACAUUUGAGGGUCAUGAUGGUCAUAUUGGCUUAAAUUUUGUCUCUGAAGAGGAAUGCGAAUCUUUUUAUCAUGCCGUUGACUCAAUAAUUGAAACAAGGAAUCGAAAAAAAAUGGACAAACGCAGUCGACCUAAACAACAGUCAGCCCCUUCAGCACCAUUGACUCCGUUACCCAAAGAACCAGUAACAAAUGAAAAUACCGUACAAUUACGUAAUCAUCCAAAGAUUGGCUCUAUAAAUUUAAUGCCUGCUCCCGUAACAAAUACACAAGGUUCUAGUAAGCAUUUCUUUUCGUUUAGUUCCUCCUCGUCUUCGAACAGUAAAGAUAAGAAACGUAAAGUAACCAAAGCUGAUAUUAGUCAACCGACAAAUUUUAUGCACAUCAGUCAUGUGGGUUGGGAUGCUAAUAAAGGAUUCGAUUUGGCGGGCAAUGAAAAUGAUCAAGUAUUAUCGCAUUUCUUCGCUAAAGCUGGUGUUUCCGAAAAUGAACUCAAGGAUCGUGACACGCGAGCAUUUAUUUACGAUUUCAUACAAAGCAAUAAUGUAUUGGGCACCGUAAAAUCAGAACAAGUGGAUAAACCGGUAAAAGCAACGGCACCAACGGUACCAGCACCACCACCAGUACCUAGCAGACAGCAGCAUAGUGUGGUUAAUGGCACUGCAGUCGUAACCAGCCAAAGAUCCGCGCCGCCACCACCUCCACCACCAGCCAGACAACCGCCGCCACCGGUACCGACAACAGUGCCAGGCUUGUCAAGAGCGCCAGUGCCUCCUACGCGACCGCCCCCUAUAAGUAGUAUGUCUACGCCGCCUCCACCAGUACCAACUCAAGCUACAAUACCUGCACCGCCGGUGCCGCCUCCACCGCCUCCAACUAGUGCUGUCAUUCCGCCCCCUCCGCCGCCACCGCCACCAGUUGAAAUACCAACUAUCACGACAUCACAAGCUCCUCCAGAAACCAAAAUUGCUUCUAGUCUACCAGUAGUAACAGAGACCCGCAACGAAUUGCUGGAAAGUAUACGCAAAGGGGUACAAUUAAAGAAAGUUGAUACAUCUGCGCUUAGCACCGGUAGCGGCGAUUCACACAGUGAUCUUAUGUCAGAAAUACGUAUGGGUAUUGAGCUAAAGCCGACAGAGAAACGCGAAUUACGUGAUAGUGAUGAAUUCUCAGGCACAGAUGCUUUAGCCAGUGCUCUAAGACGUGCCCUACAAGAACGCGGACGUGUUAUGCAAUCAUCCGAUGAUGAAUCAUCUUCUUCUGGAAACGAUGAUGAUUGGGAUGACUAAAGAGAGAACCAAAAAAAAAUAAAAAUAAUAAAAAUAAAUAUAUAAAAGACAAGAAAACGUAAGCUUCUUUAAGUUUUGAGUUUGAUAGUAAAAUGACGUCAUAUUUAUGCCAGAAAUUCGGAAUUUUUUAAUGAUUACUGCACGUAACAUUUUUGGUAAGGACAAAAAAGAAAUUCAUUCUACAAAAGAGCUUACAUCAAGCAUUCGCGAAAACGCUUUAAUUAGCGUUAAUUGUAUAGAAAUUUUAUUGCUUUACGAAACAUUCGGUUAAGAGUUAAUUCUUUUAAGAAAGCAAAACAAAGAAAUAAAAUUAGAAUUAGGUUAAUUUUUAAAUGAAUUUUCACUGUACACUUUUCAGUAACUGAAAUGCUUAACUUAUUUGGCUUCACUUCACGCCCUCGAUAUAUCUGAUUACUAAUAGUAGUUUGAUUUAAACAGCAUAACCAAUUUCAAUAAAUACUCUUUCAAAAAUUAUUUAUUAACUAUAA
This is a messenger RNA of Glossina fuscipes, 2844 nucleotides long. It is a transcript of the gene WASp, whose product is annotated as neural Wiskott-Aldrich syndrome protein. The transcript has 8 exons. Gene Ontology annotation, molecular function: actin binding. Gene Ontology annotation, biological process: actin filament organization. The coding region runs from base 725 to 2356 and encodes 543 amino acids. The record is from RefSeq and is a predicted model, not a curated record. Lineage: Eukaryota; Metazoa; Arthropoda; Insecta; Diptera; Glossinidae.